Messenger RNA from Elgaria multicarinata webbii, 1587 nucleotides. RefSeq names its product paired box 7 (gene PAX7). The transcript has 9 exons. Gene Ontology annotation, molecular function: DNA-binding transcription factor activity, RNA polymerase II-specific; RNA polymerase II cis-regulatory region sequence-specific DNA binding. Lineage: Eukaryota; Metazoa; Chordata; Lepidosauria; Squamata; Anguidae. The record is from RefSeq and is a predicted model, not a curated record. Bases 20 to 1528 code for a protein of 502 amino acids. Gene Ontology annotation, biological process: regulation of transcription by RNA polymerase II; anatomical structure development.
CAGCGGCCUCGACUGGAGCAUGGCUGCGCUCCCUGGGACCGUACCAAGGAUGAUGCGCCCAGCACCCGGACAGAAUUACCCCCGUACCGGAUUUCCUUUGGAAGUCUCCACUCCGCUGGGCCAAGGCCGAGUCAAUCAGCUGGGGGGCGUCUUCAUCAACGGGAGACCCCUCCCCAACCACAUCCGCCACAAGAUCGUGGAGAUGGCCCACCACGGGAUCCGGCCCUGCGUCAUCUCAAGGCAGCUGCGGGUGUCCCACGGCUGCGUCUCCAAGAUCCUCUGCCGGUACCAGGAGACAGGAUCCAUCCGUCCGGGGGCCAUUGGAGGCAGCAAGCCCAGGCAGGUUGCAACUCCUGACGUAGAAAAGAAAAUCGAAGAGUACAAGCGGGAGAACCCGGGAAUGUUUAGCUGGGAGAUCCGGGACAGGCUGCUGAAAGACGGGCAUUGCGACAGGAGCACGGUCCCUUCAGGUUUAGUGAGUUCGAUUAGCCGAGUGCUCCGAAUCAAGUUUGGGAAGAGAGAGGAAGAGGAGGAUUGCGAGAAGAAAGAGGAGGACAGCGAGAAGAAAGCCAAACACAGCAUCGAUGGGAUUUUGGGCGACAAAGGCAACAGGCUGGAUGAAGGAUCUGAUGUUGAAUCCGAGCCAGACCUUCCUCUGAAGCGUAAGCAGCGCCGUAGCAGGACAACCUUCACGGCCGAACAGCUCGAAGAGCUGGAGAAGGCCUUUGAGAGGACCCACUACCCGGAUAUCUACACCCGAGAAGAGCUCGCUCAGAGGACCAAGCUCACUGAGGCGAGGGUCCAGGUAUGGUUCAGCAACCGAAGAGCACGAUGGCGCAAGCAGGCGGGAGCCAAUCAGCUGGCGGCUUUUAAUCACCUGUUGCCAGGGGGCUUCCCGCCCACUGGGAUGCCGACUCUGCCUCCCUACCAGCUGCCAGAUUCGACCUAUCCCACCGCUGCUCUUUCCCAAGAUGGGGGCAGCACUGUGCACAGACCCCAACCUCUCCCGCCCUCCACCAUGCAUCAGGGGGGCUUGGCAGCGGCAGCAGACUCCAGCUCAGCCUACGGCGCCCGGCACGGUUUCUCCAGCUAUUCCGACAGCUUCAUGAACCCCGCAGCUCCGGCGAAUCACAUGAACCCGGUCAGCAAUGGCCUCUCUCCACAGGUGAUGAGCAUCCUGAGCAACCCCAGCGGGGUCCCGCCUCAGCCCCAAGCGGAUUUCUCCAUCUCCCCGCUCCACGGCAGCUUGGACACCGCCAACUCCAUCUCGGCCAGCUGCAGCCAACGGAGCGACUCUAUCAAGUCGGUCGACAGCUUGCCCAGUUCCCAGUCUUACUGUCCACCAACCUACACAACCACCGGCUACAGCGUGGACCCCGUGGCCGGCUACCAGUACGGCCAGUACGGACAAACUGCUGUCGACUAUUUGACCAAGAAUGUGAGCCUCUCCACACAACGCAGAAUGAAACUAGGGGAACAUUCAGCUGUGCUGGGUCUCCUACCCGUCGAAACAGGCCAGGCUUACUGAUGGAUCCACUUAUACGAAUCCUGCCACGAUGACAGUCUGCCACCAUUGGGACCAAAAAG